Balaenoptera acutorostrata (minke whale) is the source of this 2871-nucleotide messenger RNA. It is a transcript of the gene GRM7, whose product is annotated as glutamate metabotropic receptor 7. Lineage: Eukaryota; Metazoa; Chordata; Mammalia; Artiodactyla; Balaenopteridae. Gene Ontology annotation, cellular component: membrane. The coding region runs from base 1 to 2703 and encodes 900 amino acids. The record is from RefSeq and is a predicted model, not a curated record. The transcript is spliced from 11 exons. Gene Ontology annotation, biological process: G protein-coupled glutamate receptor signaling pathway; regulation of synaptic transmission, glutamatergic. Gene Ontology annotation, molecular function: group III metabotropic glutamate receptor activity.
AUGGUCCAGCUGGGGAAGCUGCUCCGCGCCCUGACUUUGAUGAAGUUCCCCUGCUGCGUGCUGGAGGUGCUCCUGUGCGCGCUGGCGGCGGCGGCGCGCGGCCAGGAGAUGUACGCCCCGCACUCCAUUCGGAUCGAGGGGGACGUCACCCUCGGGGGGCUGUUCCCGGUGCACGCGAAGGGUUCCAGCGGAGUGCCCUGCGGCGACAUCAAGAGGGAGAACGGGAUCCACAGGCUGGAAGCCAUGCUCUACGCCCUGGACCAGAUCAACAGCGAUCCCAACCUGCUGCCCAACGUGACGCUGGGAGCGCGGAUCCUGGACACUUGUUCCAGGGACACUUAUGCGCUCGAACAGUCGCUCACUUUCGUCCAGGCGCUCAUCCAGAAGGACACCUCCGAAGUGCGCUGCACCAACGGCGAGCCUCCCGUUUUCGUCAAGCCGGAGAAAGUAGUUGGAGUGAUUGGGGCUUCGGGGAGUUCGGUCUCCAUCAUGGUAGCCAACAUCCUGAGGCUUUUCCAGAUCCCCCAGAUUAGUUACGCAUCAACAGCACCCGAGUUAAGUGAUGACCGUCGCUAUGACUUCUUCUCUCGUGUGGUCCCGCCCGAUUCCUUCCAAGCCCAGGCCAUGGUAGACAUCGUAAAGGCCCUGGGUUGGAAUUAUGUGUCUACUCUCGCGUCGGAAGGAAGUUAUGGAGAGAAAGGUGUGGAAUCCUUCACGCAGAUUUCCAAAGAGGCAGGUGGGCUCUGCAUUGCCCAGUCCGUGAGAAUCCCCCAAGAACGCAAAGACAGGACCAUUGACUUCGAUAGAAUUAUCAAACAGCUCCUGGACACACCCAACUCCAGGGCUGUCGUGAUUUUUGCCAACGAUGAGGAUAUCAAGCAGAUCCUUGCAGCAGCCAAAAGAGCUGACCAAGUAGGCCAUUUCCUUUGGGUGGGAUCAGACAGCUGGGGAUCCAAAAUAAACCCACUGCACCAGCAUGAAGAUAUUGCAGAAGGAGCCAUCACCAUUCAGCCCAAGCGAGCAACUGUGGAAGGGUUUGAUGCCUAUUUUACAUCCCGCACACUUGAAAACAACAGAAGAAACGUAUGGUUUGCCGAAUACUGGGAGGAAAACUUCAACUGCAAGUUGACAAUUAGUGGGUCAAAGAAAGAAGACACAGAUCGCAAAUGCACAGGACAGGAGAGAAUUGGAAAAGAUUCCAACUAUGAGCAGGAGGGUAAAGUUCAGUUUGUGAUUGACGCAGUGUACGCAAUGGCUCAUGCCCUUCAUCACAUGAACAAGGAUCUCUGUGCUGACUACCGGGGCGUCUGUCCAGAGAUGGAGCAAGCUGGGGGCAAGAAGUUGUUGAAGUAUAUCCGCAAUGUGAAUUUCAAUGGUAGUGCAGGCACCCCAGUCGUGUUUAACAAGAAUGGGGACGCCCCUGGGCGUUACGACAUCUUCCAGUACCAGACCACAAACACCACCAACCCUGGUUACCGCCUGAUCGGACAGUGGACAGAUGAACUGCAGCUCAAUAUAGAGGACAUGCAGUGGGGUAAAGGACUCCGGGAGAUCCCCCCGUCAGUGUGUACACUGCCAUGCAAGCCUGGGCAAAGAAAGAAGACACAGAAGGGAACUCCUUGCUGCUGGACCUGUGAGCCUUGUGAUGGCUACCAGUACCAGUUUGAUGAGAUGACAUGCCAGCAUUGCCCCUACGACCAGCGACCCAAUGAAAACCGAACCGGCUGCCAGGAGAUCCCCAUCAUCAAACUGGAGUGGCACUCCCCCUGGGCCGUCAUCCCUGUCUUCCUCGCCAUGUUGGGGAUCAUCGCCACUAUAUUUGUCAUGGCCACUUUCAUCCGCUACAAUGACACUCCCAUCGUCCGGGCAUCUGGGCGGGAACUGAGCUAUGUUCUGUUGACGGGCAUCUUUCUUUGCUACAUCAUCACUUUCCUGAUGAUAGCCAAACCUGAUGUGGCAGUGUGUUCUUUCCGGCGAGUUUUCUUGGGCUUGGGUAUGUGCAUCAGUUAUGCAGCCCUUUUGACAAAAACCAAUCGGAUUUAUCGCAUAUUCGAACAGGGCAAGAAAUCGGUGACAGCUCCCAGACUCAUAAGCCCAACGUCACAGCUGGCGAUCACUUCUAGUUUAAUAUCAGUUCAGCUUCUAGGUGUCUUCAUUUGGUUUGGUGUUGACCCACCCAACAUCAUCAUAGACUAUGAUGAACAUAAGACAAUGAACCCUGAGCAGGCCCGGGGAGUUCUCAAAUGUGACAUUACGGAUCUCCAGAUUAUCUGCUCCUUGGGAUAUAGCAUUCUUCUCAUGGUCACAUGUACUGUGUAUGCCAUCAAGACUCGGGGCGUCCCAGAGAACUUUAAUGAAGCCAAGCCCAUUGGAUUCACCAUGUACACGACGUGUAUAGUCUGGCUGGCCUUCAUUCCCAUUUUUUUUGGCACCGCUCAGUCGGCGGAAAAGCUCUACAUACAAACUACCACGCUUACAAUCUCCAUGAACCUAAGUGCAUCAGUGGCGCUGGGGAUGCUAUACAUGCCGAAAGUGUACAUCAUCAUUUUCCACCCUGAGCUCAAUGUCCAGAAACGCAAGCGAAGCUUCAAGGCCGUAGUCACAGCAGCCACCAUGUCAUCGCGGCUGUCACACAAGCCCAGUGACAGACCCAACGGGGAGGCCAAGACAGAACUCUGUGAAAACGUAGACCCAAGCAAGUAACCUCUGGAGACCCCAGCUUGCUCAAAAAGGAUUGAGGAAAUGACUCCAAAGCCUGCUCUUGCUGAGCUGACCCAAACACUUAGACGACGUGGCAGCAGUCAGCCAUCUCACCUUCUGUGAAAAGUCCAACCACAGCUGAGCAUCUGUACUGGCAUACAGUCAGGCGAC